Phytophthora sojae is the source of this 331-nucleotide messenger RNA. RefSeq lists its product as hypothetical. The transcript has a single exon. The annotation marks the transcript as partial. The record is from RefSeq and is a predicted model, not a curated record. NCBI's taxonomy places the organism in Eukaryota, Oomycota, Peronosporomycetes, Peronosporales, Peronosporaceae.
AAGUGCGAAUUCCCUUACUUAAGCGUUACUUGCUUCCCCCUCCCCCUCCCGCUGCGCGUUGACGAUUCGAACCUCGUGUCGAUCCACUGGUGGGUGCUCCAAAGGCCACAGAGUCGCAGAGCGCUUGGUAGCAUCGGACGCCGCCGCGCGCAGCAACUCCAAGCCCCGAAGACAGCGCAGCGCUCGCCUGCGCCCAAGCGUAUCAAGCCACUUUCAUCCAACCAGGUACGGCUUGCACCCCCGACAAGUCGCUAUUUAUAGCUUGGAGAGGUCUGUGCCCCUUCAGGCCCAAGAGCUAUUUUUAGCUUCAGGGUGACGCGCCCAGCGUCUG